AUGGGCCUUUGCUGUAGCGGGCUUCGCGCACGGCCCGCUCUUUGCGGACCUGGCGGACUUCGUCGCUCGGCACGCCAGCGUCUUCGAGGCGCAGUACUUGUCGACCUGCGCCUGGGCUUUCGCGACACUGAACUUUCGCCACGACUCGGUCUGGCACGCUCUGGCCAGAGAAUGAAGGGGGGCCGGCUGUGGCGCUACCGCCCGGAUCAGCUCUGCAUCAUCUGGGCCUUUACGAAGGUUCGCUGGGACGACCCCGAGCUGCUGAGGGACAUGAUGCAAGUGUCCUCCCAACGGCUCACGGAGUUUGACACCCAAGGCAUCAUCAACUUCCUAUCGGCGGUGGUGGUGAUGAGCGAAGAAGGCUCCGAGGCACACUCCGAGGAUGCCCUGAGGCUUGUUGACAGCAUCAUGCUGGAGCUGAUGCAGAAAGAGCUGGACCCGGAGGAGCUCGAGGCGGCCUGCCGCUGGGCCUGCCGCGCCGGCCGGCUGGAGCCCGCCUGCCAGCUGCGCAGGCCGGGGUCUGAAGCGCUCGGGGUCAUCUUGGCGGAGGAGAGGUCCGGCGAAAUGACUGAGUAUUGGCAGAGGCUGGCAGAGAUGGCUCCGCACAAGCUGGCUGCGAGCCCGCCAGAGGUGCAGCGUCUACUGAGCCCGCCGCCUCGCUUGCUGCUGGUCGUGGGUUCGAUGUUGCCAGCGCCAGAUCUGGCGGCGACCACCAUUUUCCUCACGAAGAGCGCGGCGGCAGCCGCGGCCUUGCGUGACCGCGGCUUCGCGGCGGAGCUGCGGGCAGAGGUCUUGCAACGUGGCGCCCACGCGGUGGACGCCGUCUAUCUUCAGGGAGGUGGGGAGGCGGCCUUUGAGGACUUGAAGAAGCUCGAGGAGUUGCAGCUGCUUUGCCCAGGCUGCCGCGUGGUGGCGGACUGCGCGCUGCUGCCGGGCGCGCCGGGCCUCUUGUGGCGCAUGCAGCGAAACCUGGAACUCAUCGAGGUGCAGGAGCCAGGUUUUCCUCCUGGAGAG
This is a messenger RNA of Effrenium voratum, 1014 nucleotides long. The record is from the annotation of a GenBank genome assembly. Lineage: Eukaryota; Dinophyceae; Suessiales; Symbiodiniaceae.